This is a messenger RNA of Lactuca saligna, 351 nucleotides long. The record is from the annotation of a GenBank genome assembly. Lineage: Eukaryota; Viridiplantae; Streptophyta; Magnoliopsida; Asterales; Asteraceae.
AUGGUUUUAAGGCAAUUAUUUUGUGUUGUGUUUGUGAUCUUAUUGCUAUCACUGGCUUCACCAUUGAUGAGAAUCAACGCAAGACGAAUACGUAAGCCAGAUAAUGGAGAGGAUGACCAAAAAGGGUUACCGAGUAUGCUACCAAGAGGUAUAGUGCCACCUUCAGGUCCAUCACCAUGCCAUAACAUGCUUUAUCACAAGCCAACCCGUUUUGCUCCACCUCCACCUCCACCUCCUUUUGAUCCGCCGGUGCCAUCAUCUCCUCCAUUUACUCCGCCUCCUCUUACCCCUCCGUUUCCUUUUCUGUUUGAUCCUCCUCCUCCGCCUGCAGACGAGAUCAUCUGUCCGUGA